AUGACGAUUAACGAGGAAUUUUUAGGAAGAGAUUCCGGAAUCGAAAGCCGCAAUGUUUAUCGCAAUGCAUCGCCCGCUGUCUUGUAUGAAGAGGCCCUCACACACGAGUCCGGUACAUUUAUUACAUCUACCGGAGCACUUGUUACAAGUUCAGGCUCAAAAACGGGUCGCUCGCCUUCUGAUAAACGCAUUGUAAAGGAGUCCAGUACGCAGGAUGACAUUUGGUGGGGCCCCGUCAACACAGCCAUGAGCGAGCAUGUUUUUGACAUCAACAGAGAAAGAGCGGUCGAUUAUUUGAACACAAGGACUCGCCUGUUUGUCUUUGAUGGGUUUGCCGGGUGGGAUCCCAAAUAUCGCAUAAAAAUUCGUGUAAUUUGCUCCAGCGCCUAUCAUGCGCUAUUUAUGCGGAAUAUGCUGAUUCGCCCAACAAAUGAAGAGCUGUCCCGAUUUGGCAAACCCGAUUUUACAAUUUUCAAUGCCGGCGAGUUUCCUGCAAACAAAUUUACGGAGGGCAUGACUUCAAAUACCUCCAUCGCAAUCAACUUCAAGGCCAGGGAAAUGGUUGUUUUGGGCACACGAUAUGCCGGUGAAAUGAAAAAAGGCGUUUUCACCGUAAUGCACUACUUGAUGCCCAAGGCGGGGGUUCUUUCACUUCACUCCUCUGCAAAUGAGGGAAAUGAUCCGUCGGACGUGACGCUCUUUUUUGGAUUAUCUGGAACCGGAAAAACCACGCUAUCUGCCGACAUUAAUCGCCGCCUUAUCGGCGAUGAUGAACAUUGUUGGAGUGACAAUGGGAUCUUCAACAUUGAGGGCGGCUGCUACGCCAAGUGCAUCGAUCUAUGCCGCGAAAAGGAGCCGGAGAUCUUUGAUGCGGUGCGGUUUGGAAGUGUGCUUGAAAAUGUCGUUUUGGACCCGCAUUCGCGAGUCGUUAACUAUGGAGAUAAAAGCUUCACCGAAAAUACAAGAUGCGCCUAUCCCAUUGAGUAUAUCCCCAAUUCCAAGAUCCCAUGCAUCGCUGGGCAUCCGAAAAAUCUUAUUUUACUCACAUGCGAUGCUUUUGGGGUGCUUCCCCCGGUCUCUAAACUGACCUCAACUCAGGCAAUGUACCACUUUAUUUCCGGCUACACGGCAAAGAUUCCAGGAACGGAGCAAGGAAUCUCCUUGCCGACACCAAUAUUUUCUGCCUGUUUUGGCCAGCCAUUCUUGGCUUGGCAUCCCGUCAAAUAUGCCAAAAUGCUUUCAGAAAAGAUGAGCAGGCACAAUGCUGACGCCUGGCUUAUAAACACCGGAUGGUCUCAAGGGCCAUAUGGCAUCGGGAAGAGAAUACCGUUGGCCUGUUCUCGUGCAAUCAUUGACGCCAUCCAUUCGGGAGAGCUGUCCAAGCAAAAAUACACCACAUAUCCCGUUUUCAACCUCCAAAUUCCUACCGGUGUCUCCAAGGUGCCUUGUGACAUACUUGACCCCCGAAAAGUGUGGUCCAAAGCCAAUCCGAUCAAUGUCGAUGAGGCCAUUGUAAAUGUUGCCAAACUGUUUGCCGAUAACUUUUCCAAAUAUGCCCAAGAUGCCGGCGAUGAGAUCCGUGCAGCUGGGCCAGUGAUUUCGGCAUAA
Mitosporidium daphniae is the source of this 1608-nucleotide messenger RNA. RefSeq lists its product as uncharacterized. Gene Ontology annotation, cellular component: cytosol. Lineage: Eukaryota; Fungi; Microsporidia. Gene Ontology annotation, biological process: gluconeogenesis. The coding region runs from base 1 to 1608 and encodes 535 amino acids. The transcript has a single exon. The record is from RefSeq and is a predicted model, not a curated record. Gene Ontology annotation, molecular function: phosphoenolpyruvate carboxykinase (ATP) activity; ATP binding.